Colletotrichum lupini is the source of this 558-nucleotide messenger RNA. RefSeq lists its product as uncharacterized. The transcript is spliced from 5 exons. Bases 1 to 558 code for a protein of 185 amino acids. Lineage: Eukaryota; Fungi; Ascomycota; Sordariomycetes; Glomerellales; Glomerellaceae. The record is from RefSeq and is a predicted model, not a curated record.
AUGCUUGAUGGCUUCUGGGUUGAAGUACAGGGCUCGGACGAGGAGAGGGGGAAACCGGGAAAGCAUGGGAUGGGCGCUGUCUGGUAUUUGUAUCUCUCCCACAGACAACUUCUCAUCCCAACCUCUGCACAAGGUUCACGGAGACCAGAUCGGCGCAACCACCUUCCCCCGCAAGUCAAGAACGGCAGCUCGAAGGCGUCUACCACAGCGUACGAGCAUCCAGAGGUAGAUCCACAAUGGGGCGACCCAUGGGGAAAGUCCAAACCUUUGAAACAAAUAACAUCCCCUCACGCGCGCGUGGUGUAUGUGAAUGGCACGACUGGGUACCAUGACAGUGGCGGCUCUCUCUUGAUUCCCGUGUCUAAUUGGGCUGCCGGUCGAAAGAGAUGUAACGAUGCUCCGCAAGGGCGCAUCUGGGUUGUGCGACAGUUGAGAUCUCCACUAGCAGUGGCUGUCAUUCGAAGUGAGUUCUGCGGACCAAAGCCCGGCGCCUUGGUAGUGCUCCUCUGUUUUGGGAGAAUUGGGCAGAGAUCGGCACAAUAUGAUACCGGCUGCUAG